AUGACUAAACUCACAUUACUUGAUCUACCUGAUGAAGUGAUUAACAAAAUAUUUCAAUAUCUUUCACAUCGUUCAAUAAUUGAACUUCAAAUUAUCCCUGAAUUAGAACCAUACGUGUUAAAAUUAUUAUAUCAAAAUGUUCAAGUUAUAGGGAUUGAACAUCAUAAUCAAUAUGAUUUAAUAAUUGAUUUUCCAUUUGGUCAUGAAUUUAAAAUAUAUCACCCUCCACAAAUUAUACCUUAUAAUCGAUUAAUUUCCAUGAUUAAGAAUAAUACUGCAAAAUAUAUUCAAAAUAUCACAUUUUAUGAUCCUAUUUUGUUUAAUAAAAUUUGUCAAUCGUAUCCAGAUACUUUAAAAAAUGUUAAUAUUACUAUUGAUUUGAGUAACAUGAAAUUCAACGAGAAAGUAGAAAUUUUACCAAUAUUGUUUUUGAUGUUUGAAAAAUGUCAUUAUAAACUAGUGGGAAUAGACAUAUCUGAUACUGAAAACAAGAUUCAAUUACAAAAGCAAUCAUUUAUUACUAGAGAAAGCUACGAUGACAUUAUAAAUUAUGAAAAUCCAAAGUAUGAGGAAUUUUAUCAAUUUGGAAUUAUAGAUAGAAUGAGAAUACAUUCCAAGUUUCCAACCAAGGGAGUAAAUGAAUUGGUUGAACAUUUCGAAUGUAUCAUGAAAGAUGAUUCAAAUAGAGAUCUAUCAAAUUUUCAUUUUCCACAAGGAUUAAAAUCAUUAAAUAUUGAGUUUGGUUAUGAUUGGGAUUUUGAAGUACAUGAUCAUAUUGAUUUAUCAAAAUUGAAUCAUCUUGAAACAGUCGACUGUGAUAAUAAUUGCGCCUUGAUAUUACCAAAAAAUUUGAAACAAUUGAGAGUUACAGAUGAAAUAUCUUUCUCUGAACUUUUAACUCAAUGUUCUUCAUUGGUAUCAUUAAAAUGUAAUGAUGCAACAUUGUACAAGAAGAACUAUUCUAGUGACGAUGAAGAUUACGAUGAAGAUGACGAUAAUCAUGACGACAAUAACCACAAUGAUGGUAACGACAAUGAUGAGACUUUUAGUAGAUUACCCGAUGGAUUAAAAGAAUUAGAAUUCGGAGAAGAAAUCUUACACUCUUUAUUGUGGAGGGAUGAUGAAGCAAAUGGUUACAUUUUAAAAUUACCACAAUCAUUGGAAAGGUUGGUAAUACACAGUGAUUCAUAUCCUCGUGAAUAUACACGUGGUUGUUUAUUCUCUGACUCGCCACGAAACGUAUUGGACAAUUUAUUGGAAUUAAAGUUACCCACCUAUGAAACUUUUAUGAAUCUGGGACCGUUACCUAGAAAUUUAAGAAAACUAACAAUGAGUGGUGAUAUCUUGGAUUUCGAUUAUAUUAGGCAAUUUAGUUAUUUAUCGGAUCUUUGUAUUUCAUUCCUGACUUGUGGUUCUUUUGAUUGUGAAUUACCAGAUAGUCUUUUGACUUUGACAAUAAGUGGUGCCAAGUUAAGAAAAAUCAAUAUUCGUGCUAAAAAUCUUCAAUAUUUAGACGUUGAAGGAAAUGGAAUUACAGAAUUAAAUGAUGAUAUAUUUAGGAUCCCUAAUACUGUUAAAGAAUUCAAGCUCAGUGGUCGCAAUAUCAAAUGGAUUACACCGUCUUUCAUUUUCCCAUCUGAUUUACGACAAUUGGCAAUACAGGGAACCAGUCUCCGGACAUUGCCAAAAUUACCAUUGACAAUAAAGAGAUUAUUCUGUUCAUACAAUUUGCUUGGUAAAUCACCCAAACCUUUUUAUUUCCCACCCGAUUUAGAAAUAUUGGAUUUGCAUGCUAAUGAAUUCACUGAUGAUUUUGAUUUUUCAAUUUUAAAUUUAUCAAGGUGUAAACAAUUGAAGAAAUUGGAUUUAUCUUAUUCUGAAGGUCGCGAUUGUCGAAUUGAUGAUUGUAAUUAUACAAUUAAAUUAUCAGAUUUUCCUAAAUCUUUAACUUCUUUAAGUAUUAAAGGAUGGCUGGCAAAUGAAGUAGUGGGAGAUUUUACUUAUUUUCCAAAUCUUGAAGAAAUUGAUUUACGUUAUAAUAUUGCCAUGACUGAUAUAUUUCAUAUGAAACAAGGUCAUAUAAAAUAUGAUUAUUUGCCGGAUACUAUCAAAAGAAUAUGGAUUUCAAAGUUAUUUUUCGAUAAUAAACAAUGUGAUAGGUUUAUUCAAAUGGUUAAAAAUAAACCUAAUUUUGAAUUCUUAGUGUCGGAUGAGUUUAUAGUUGUUGACGGUCAUAAAGAAAGGGUACCAAUUCCAUAUUAUUGA
Candida tropicalis MYA-3404 is the source of this 2265-nucleotide messenger RNA. RefSeq lists its product as uncharacterized. The record is from RefSeq and is a predicted model, not a curated record. Bases 1 to 2265 code for a protein of 754 amino acids. The transcript has a single exon. Gene Ontology annotation, molecular function: protein binding. Lineage: Eukaryota; Fungi; Ascomycota; Pichiomycetes; Serinales; Debaryomycetaceae.